AUGGUGGAAAACCACGCUGAUAUCACAGCAAAUUUCUAUUCACAGCCUGAUAACCAUGAAGCCUUAGAAAAUCGAAACUGCCUGUGGGCUUUACAUGCGACUGAUCCUCGCCGGGAUAAAGAUCGGAUCGAGAGAGUCAAGGGUGGAUUAUUUGAAGACGCAUAUAACUGGGUCCUUGAAAAUGCGGAUUUCAAACAAUGGUGCGACAAUGAAGAGAGUCAACUUCUUUGGAUCAAAGGCGACCCCGGGAAAGGCAAAACAAUGCUUCUGUGUGGAAUCAUAAACGAACUGACCAAGUCUGCCCCGUCUCCAAAGACCACUAUUGCCUUCUUCUUCUGCCAGGCAGCAGAUGCUCGUAUAAACCAUGCUACUGCUGUCAUUCGUGGUUUGAUCUUCAUGUUGAUUGAUCAGCACCCUGAUCUUAUCUCUCAUGUGCGGCGCGAGUAUGAUACCGCUGGAGCAAAGGUCUUCGAGGACGUGAAUGCUUGGGAGACACUGUUGGCGAUCUUGACGAAUAUCCUCCGAGAUCGAUCGUUGCCCACGACAUAUUUGAUAAUCGACGCCCUUGACGAAUGCACCACAGGAUUGGACCGUCUUCUUGAUUUCAUAGUGGAAAAUUCACAUUUGUAUCCAUGUGUCAAGUGGCUCGUCUCAAGCCGUAACUGGCCAUCAAUCGAGCAGGUCAUUGAAACAGCGCCCCGAACAGAAAGGCUCUGGCUUGAGCUCAACGAAGCUGCUAUUUCAAAAGCCGUGACUUCCUACAUCCACUACAAGGCUCAGACAUUGCAAACCAAAAAGAAAUACUCCGAUGAUACCCGCGAUGCUGUUUCUCAAUAUCUAUUAGCGAAUGCUCAUGGUACCUUCCUCUGGGUGGCCCUGGUCUGCGAGGAAAUUGCCAAAUUCGAAGUUUCGAGAAGGACCGUUCGUAGGAAGUUGGAAGAGUUUCCUGCUGGUCUUGAUCGGCUCUAUCAACGAAUGUUAGAUCAGAUAGACAAAACUGCGGAUGCUGAGCUCUGCAAGUCCAUACUUGGUCUUAGCACAGUGGUGUAUCGUCCCAUUACAUUGGACGAUCUUGGAUCCUACGUCGACCUUCCCGAAGACAUUGGACUUUCAGACCUUGAAGAAAUAAUAGGUCUUUGCGGCUCUUUCCUCACGCUUCGAGGAUCUACAAUAUUGCUAGUUCAUCAAUCUGCCAAGGAUUUUCUUAGUCGAGAAGCAGUCGAUAAGAUCUUUCCCCGUGGGGAAGAAAUUGUACAUCAUGGCAUUUUUUCAAAAUCGUUGGACGUCAUGAACAGAACGCUUCGGCGUGACAUUUACAAUCUGGUACAUCCUGGAUAUCCCAUCGGCCAAGUUGAGCAACCGGAUCCUGACCCAUUAGCUGCAAUCCGCUAUGCAUGUCUUUAUUGGGUGGAACAUCUCCAAAUGUGCUCUCGCCGGGUCUUCGCAGAUGUGCCCGGUGACUUUGAGGAAGGCGGUCCAGUCGAUACAUUCUUCCGCAACAACUACCUUCAUUGGCUUGAAGCUAUUAGCUUAUUGAGAAGCAUAUCAGAGGGUAUAACUUCAAUGCUAAAACUCGAUGCCUUGAUCAAGGCAAAAUCACGGCACACUGCAUUGGUCGAUAGGGUACAAGAUGCCUGUCGGUUUGUCUUGUACAAUCAAAGCGGGAUCAGAGAUUGGCCACUCCAAGUGUAUGCGGCUGCCUUGAUGUUCAGUCCGGAGAAGAGCAUAACAAGGCUUCAAUAUCAAGCACAGCAACCUUCUUGGAUACUUAAUAAACCGGCCGUGGAAUAUCACUGGAGUCCAUUCUUGCAGGCCCUCGAAGGACACAAUGACCAAGUCUGUUCGGCCUGUUUCUCUCAUGAUUCUAAGCUCAUUGCCUCGUUUGCUUACGAUCAUACUGCUAAGAUAUGGGAUGCUGGUAGUGGAAAAUGUCUAUCUACUUUUCGUGAGGAUAGCGAAGAGUUUUAUUCUGUCGGUUUCUCUCACGAUUUGAAACUGCUGGCCGUGGUCUCAGAGGAUUCUAUCAAAAUUUGGGAAACUAGCAGCGGGCAAUGCGUCAUUAGGCUCGAAGGCCAUCACAUGAUGGGGCGUAAUUGGGGUCAAGCCUUCAUGUGCGUCGCCUUCUUUCCAAACUCCGAUUUUCUUGCAACCGGAUCAAGAACGGGAAUUAUCAAGUUCUGGAAUACUAGCAACGCAAAAUCAUUCAAGAUUCUAGAAGGACACUCCGAUCGUAUUCGGCAACUCACCUUCUCCCGAGAUGGUCAGCUUCUUGCGUCAACUUCAAGCAAUCGAGAAAUCAAGGUAUGGGAUACGAAUAGUGGAAACUGCCUUCAUACCAUCAACAUAUAUGGAGAGAUUUUCUACACGGUCGCCUUGUCCCAUGAUUCCCAACUUCUUGCCACAUCCUUGGACAAGACUACAAAGCUCUGGAAGACUAGUGACUGGAAAUGCCUCAUGAUCCUUGAUGAUCAUGGGCCGUACAUAACUUCAGUCACAUUUUCACAUGAUUCGAAACUUCUCGCCUCGGGCUCGGCAGACCAUAGUAUCAAAAUAUGGGACAUUGACAACGGAACAUGCCUCCAGAUGUUUCAGGGUCAUCAAUCUCCCAUCGAAACGGUUGUCUUCUCACAUGAUUCUCAGUUCCUCGCUUCAGCUUCAGGUGAUCGCACAAUCAGGAUAUGGGAUGCCAAAAGCCGGCAACAACCGCGCCAAUUUGACAGUCAUAGUUGUACAUCCUCAUUGCACUUUUCUCACAAUUCCAGGCUCCUCGCCUCAGUUGCAGAAGAUACCGGCUGGGGCCCGUGCGAAAUCAUGAUAUGGGAUACCCAAAGCGGGCAGCGCCUUCAGACUGCAAAAGGUCCGAGAGGGAAAACAUACACCUUCAUGUUCUCAAAUGAUCUCAAACUUUUUGCAGAACAGUCAAAUGGCAAUGAAGUUCGGGUGUGGGAUAUAAAAAGCGGGACAUGCAUGCAGACAUUCCCCACCGAAUGGGAAGUGAAACAGUUCUUCUUGGAAAAUCCAGAUCUUAAACUAUUCGAUGGUACGGUCGGAUCGACUUCAUUUUCUGCUUACGGGCCCAAUGCACUCACACAUAGUGCUUAUUGCGAUCACCAAGUGUAUGGCAUUAGCAAAGAUUAUACGUGCAUCACCCGGAACUCUGAAUGCCUGUUAUGGCUGCCACCAGAGUACCGAUUAGCUCCUAAGACUGGCGGUGUUUUUUCAGAAUCAACACUUUGUAUCAGUUGUUCUUCAGGGCGAGUGCUCUUCUUCACCUUUGAUUCUGCUCUGCUAUCGGAUACUCUUCCUGCUGUGCAGUCUGUUGAUAUGUACAAGUACCCUGAGGAAUGA
Molecule: messenger RNA, 3348 nt
Organism: Penicillium paradoxum
Lineage: Eukaryota; Fungi; Ascomycota; Eurotiomycetes; Eurotiales; Aspergillaceae
Exons: 3
Coding region: 1-3348 (1115 amino acids)
Biological process (GO): negative regulation of transcription by RNA polymerase II
Cellular component (GO): nucleus; transcription repressor complex
Molecular function (GO): protein binding
Source: RefSeq, a predicted model, not a curated record